Messenger RNA from Fonsecaea erecta, 588 nucleotides. RefSeq lists its product as hypothetical. The transcript has 2 exons. Gene Ontology annotation, cellular component: mitochondrion. The record is from RefSeq and is a predicted model, not a curated record. Gene Ontology annotation, biological process: autophagy of mitochondrion. Bases 1 to 588 code for a protein of 195 amino acids. Lineage: Eukaryota; Fungi; Ascomycota; Eurotiomycetes; Chaetothyriales; Herpotrichiellaceae.
AUGCCCUGCCCGAUAAGCAUCACUAAAUUCGUGGGGACCAUCUCCCUCGGCCUCCUGACGGGGACGUCCUACACUCUGCAAUCCAUAACUCUCCCUUCCCUUGCGCUUCUCCCCUCCGCCUCUCUGGCGGCGCGGACCCUCGCCACCAUCCAGACCCAGUCGACACGGCAGAUCCUGACUCUCGCGUCGAUCUCCUCCCUGUCUCUGAUCACCGCAUACACCCUCGCCAGCCCGCGCGGCCGCCACCCGUAUCUCCUCUGGACCGCGCUGGUGAGCUUCAUCGGGGGACAAGGUGUCGAGUACUGGUUCAAUGGCUUCUCGCGGUUCCCGUCAUGGGGUAUCAGUAGGCGAUCGAACGGACAAAGUGGACAUCUGAAGGCCUCGAGGGUCGCCACAAGUCCCUCGGCGGCGGGUGAUGAGAGCGGAUACAUCGAAGUCGAGUCGGACAGCAGUGACGAACAGCAGGUCAACGGCGAAAAGGUCGAGAUGGAGAUGGUCCGGGAGCGCAAAGUCCAGAAGGUCCGGAGUUGGAUCGCCGGAGUUGGAUUUGCGAUGGGCGUCGUCGGGAUCUGGGGUGAUGGUGCUUGA